UCAGUGUCCUCUGUUGUCCAGGUGUCUGAAGAUGUCGUCUGAACUCGUGGAGCCUCCUGCAGGAGAUCACCUGUGGGGGGGAGGAGAGGAGGGGGCUCAGAGGAGGGAGGUGGGCUGUCAGUGGGAGAGUCCAGAGGAGGAGCUUAGGAGGGAGGUGGGCUGUCAGAGCGAAUCAGCUGAGAGGAGGGACGCUGCUGUGCAGGUGGAUCUGCUGACUCAGCAGCUCAGCUGGAGACACACAGGCUCGUCUCAGAUGCUGCUUGAGUGUUUUGCAGUCAGACCCGAUGGACCAGACGGGGGCGCUCUCUUGCAGCACUGCAACCCCAACCGGACCAGAACCAGGACCAUCCAACCGGCCGUCAAACUGUCCCCUGAACUCACCUCGACCCGGUCCAGGUCCCAGAAGAGACCGCCCCCAAACACCACCGCCAAGAGGAGACGGGCUCAACGAGGCCGCCGCCGCAGACGCCACGUGUCACCUGACCCUGACCUCCAGGAAGAGGAGGAGGAGGAGGAGGGGGAGGAAGAGGAGAGGGACACAGGUGAUCCCACCUGGUCUCCACCUGAGAGAGACCUCAUCGCUCCCCAGUCUCCCGCCGUCCAGCUGGACUCAGACUCCCAGCAUGCACCUCUCCUCGGGGUGAAGCUGGAGCCCAACAGCAUCGUGUGCGAUGUUUGUGGGAAAGUGAUGAAGAACAAGUCGAGCCUGGCGCGUCACGCCUUCAUCCACACGGGGAACAAACCGUUCGCCUGCCACUUGUGCGAGAUGCGAUUUAACCGCCGCGACAACUUGCAGCACCACCUGAGCAGGCUCCACCCCAACGGUGUCGCCAAGCUGGAGAAGCAGCGUGACGUGCAGGCGUGGCUCUGCGCCGUCUGCGGCAAAACCUUCAACUGCAGGUCGAGACUGAAAACACACGAGGUCAUCCACUCGGGGGUCAAACCGCACCGCUGCGACCUCUGCCCCAAAACCUACAUGAGGACCAACGACCUCGAGCACCACAAGAAGGUCGUCCACGUGGACGGCGGCGCCGAGGCUCAGCGGCCGCGCUCGCUGCUCUGUGACCUCUGCGGGAAAGAGUUCAAAUGUAGGUCACAGCUGGCGCUCCACUUCCUGUCUCACACCGGAGAGAGGCCACACCUCUGUGACAUCUGCGGGCGCAAGUUCAGCCGUCAGUACCAGCUCAAACGCCACGACAUCCUGGUGCACGCCAACAGAGUGGGCGGUGAGGAGAACGUGGCGCCCGACGCGCCGUUUGCAUGUGACGUAUGCGGGAAGCGUUUGAAAUCGGAGGCGCUGCUUUCCGCUCACGCUCGCAUCCACUCCGGAGACAAACCGCACCGCUGCGGCGUCUGUCUGCGCAGCUUCCAGCGCGCCACCUGCCUGAAGCAGCACCACGUACGGGUUCACCUGAGGGCCAAGCAGGGGCAGCGCGUGGCGGGCCGCAGGAAGAGCUCGACCAUGCUGAAGGAGUUCCCGUGUCCCGUCUGCGCCAAAGUCUUCAAGUUCAGAUCUCUGCUGGCGAGUCACUCGCUCGUCCACAGCGAGGAGCGACCGUACGCCUGCGACUUCUGCAGCCGCAGCUUCAGACGCCACAGCCACCUGAAGAGGCACCGCCACGUCGUGCACGCCAACGGAGCGCGCCCGCCACAGAGCUUCGUGUGCCACAUCUGCGGGAAGGACAAGAAGUGCCGCUCGCAGCUCGCCAGACACGUCAUCAUCCACACGGGCGAGCGGCCGUACACCUGCGACCUCUGCCCCGCUCGCUUCAACCGCAGCGGGAACCUGCAGCAGCACAGGAAACGCAUGCAUGGCGUGGGGGCGGAGCCUGCAGAGGAAGCCCCACCCAUCCUGUUUGAUGACGACAUGACACCUGCACUGACCUACAAACAGGAAGAGACGGUGGUCGCCGUGGACGCUGAAGUCUGUGACGAGACGAGUCUGCAGCUUGUCAACACCUGAACAAUAACAAACAAACAAACAAAUACACUUCCUGUUUGAACUCUGAAC
Messenger RNA from Labrus mixtus (cuckoo wrasse), 2011 nucleotides. Its product is annotated as zinc finger protein 436-like. Lineage: Eukaryota; Metazoa; Chordata; Actinopteri; Labriformes; Labridae. The transcript is spliced from 3 exons. Gene Ontology annotation, cellular component: nucleus. The record is from RefSeq and is a predicted model, not a curated record. Gene Ontology annotation, biological process: regulation of transcription by RNA polymerase II. The coding region runs from base 32 to 1963 and encodes 643 amino acids. Gene Ontology annotation, molecular function: RNA polymerase II transcription regulatory region sequence-specific DNA binding; DNA-binding transcription factor activity, RNA polymerase II-specific.